AUGCCUUUAGGUUGGGAGAGAAUCAAUGCCAAAAGAACACAACCAAAUAAUAACAUCGUCUUCAUCAAACCCCUCUCUGGUGAAGAUCAAUCCAAAUCUCAAGAAUUUUUGGAACGAAUUGCUGCACAAUGUACUCCCAUAAUGAACAAACACCAUCUCGCUGUCGCAUCACUAGAAGAGUAUCCCCCCAACUUAGAAUUCUGGGGUCGCAAUUUCAAUAACGGAGAAGUCAUACAACUUGUACUCAAGUCGCCUUCAACAGGCAGAUGGCUGCCGUUCAAAUUUGUUCAGAUGGUUAUGAUGCAUGAGUUGGCGCAUUGUAAACAGAUGAAUCAUUCUGGGGCAUUCUGGAAAGUUAGAAAUGAAUAUUCGGCGGAGAUGAAGGGGCUAUGGGAGAGGGGAUAUACAGGUGAUGGACUUUGGGGACAAGGUGUACUAUUGAAAGAUGGUGCGUUUAUGGGAGAUCAGUUGGGUGAGGGAGAGGUAUUGCCGGAACACUUAUGUGGUGGAACUUUUAAGUCGAGAGGGGGAGGGAAGAAGAGGAAGGCAAAAGCGAAGAUCACUUAUAAGGAGCAGAAAGAGAGGAGAAUUAGAAAGAAAUUUGGUGUCAAUGGAGUUGCUUUAGGAGAAGACGUCGCUACAAAGGUCGCUCUUGAGAAAGGUAAAAAGAAUCUUUCCAAGCCUAAAGUAGCGGGUAGUAAACGAGGCCGAGAACUUCGCGCUGCUGCUGCAUUGGCUCGUUUCGAAGUGAAAAAAGAAGAGCCAGACAUAAAAGACGAAGAUCUAGUCACCGAUAGUGAAGCAGAAAGUGAUGUGGAAGACGAAAUGUACAUCAAGCCUGAACCAGAUGAUGCACUUGAUCUUGAUGGAAGUAGACUUGUGGAUCGAAAGGGGAGGGGAAUGGUCAAAGUUUGUGAAGAUGAGGACAGAGAUAAUGAGGAUGCGAAGAGAGAGUUCGAGGAAUUGAGAGGGAUGGAGAGUAUUGAAAGAUACUUUAAACCGGAUAGCUCAUCAAAGAUUAAACAGGAAUCGCAAGAAGAAGCGACAAAAAAUUGCCCAGGGUCGUCAAAGACAGAAAAGCCGACUAGAAGCAACAAUAUCGAGACGAAUACCCCCACCGCAAAACCCCCUUCGAUCAAACCAAGACCGCCCAUCGCUAUAGUCCCCGAAACCAAAUUACAAACACCUCCUCUUAAUUCGGCGUCGCCAAGAACCAAGUCUCCACCCCCAUCUCCAUUUCCAUCAACCUGUCCAAUUUGCUCCCUAGAAAACCCACCUUAUUCCCUCACCUGCACCAUUUGCGCCAACGUCCUCCGUCCCAAAGACGUACACAACUCGUGGAAAUGCACAAGUGCAGUGUGCAGAAACGGGUCGUACAUCAAUGCCGGAGAUGUCGCUUUCUGUGGUGCUUGCGGAGGAAGGAAAGGGAAAGCGAUAUGA
Messenger RNA from Botrytis deweyae, 1440 nucleotides. RefSeq lists its product as uncharacterized. The record is from RefSeq and is a predicted model, not a curated record. NCBI's taxonomy places the organism in Eukaryota, Fungi, Ascomycota, Leotiomycetes, Helotiales, Sclerotiniaceae. The coding region runs from base 1 to 1440 and encodes 479 amino acids. The transcript has 3 exons.